UGUUUAAAUUAGUUGGCUGUAUUUAUAGCAUAUUACCAUAUGACACUAGAAAUAGAUUCCAUAAUUACACAUGCCUCUUUUGCAAUUGGUCGAGGAAGAGACAAGCAAAGAAAUACAACUGGAUGAAGUAAAGAUCGGUCAUCUACUCCCAACCCGCAGCGGACAUAAGAAGCACUCCAGACGACUCAACGUUCUCCUGGUUGCUUCAUUUCACUUUGUAUUUGGAUUCAAAGAGUGACGUUAAAAUGAGCGGUGUGGUCAUCCAGAAUAUGUCCUUCAAGGUGGGACAGACUCUGACUGUUACAGGAGUCCCCACUGCUGAUUCGACAAAUUUUGCAAUCAACAUUGGUCACAGUCCUGAUGACAUCGCUCUUCACAUGAACCCUCGUUUCGACAUCAAUGGCGACCAGCGAACUGUAGUAUGCAAUUCUUACCAGGGCGGCAACUGGUGUGAGGAGCAAAGAGAUGGCAGCUUUCCAUUCAAUAAGAAUGAGGAGUUCAAGGUAAAAAUCACAUUCACUAAUGAGGAAUUCAAGAUUACCCUUUCUGAUGGUUCUGAUAUUCACUUCCCUAACCGUCUUGGUGCUGAGAAAUACAAGUUCAUGCAGUUUAAGGGUGAGGUCAGGAUUUGUGGAAUUGAAAUAAAGUAGACCUUUCAGAACUAGGUUAAAAGGCUCCCUGUUGUUUCUUAAGGGCUGAUUUAAUCUCUGCCUUAUUUUGCCACUUAUCCAGCUCUGUUAUUCCACAACUUUCACUUACUGUUUAUAGAGGCUGUAUUCUCCCUAUCUCUUAGUUAUUUGUAUGCCAAUUCAGCACAAGAAUCUUGAUGUGGUAUUGCCUCUCAACCACUAGAGGGAGCAAACUACAGUAAAUUGCCAUUUGCUUGAUAGGUACUAAACCAUUAUCAGAGGUGGUUGACAUUUUCCAACCUAUAGGUUAUUUAUAUGUUUAUUUUUCCUACGGUUUUCCUACAACUUCAUGCUAUAUUACUCCUGUUUUGUAACUAAAAGGAAUUUACAAGCUUAUAAUUGUUGGCAGAUAAACAUAUGUAUUUACAAAUAAACUAAGACCCAAUUGUC
Molecule: messenger RNA, 1079 nt
Organism: Myxocyprinus asiaticus (Chinese sucker)
Lineage: Eukaryota; Metazoa; Chordata; Actinopteri; Cypriniformes; Catostomidae
Product: beta-galactoside-binding lectin-like
Exons: 4
Coding region: 246-650 (134 amino acids)
Molecular function (GO): laminin binding; galactoside binding; carbohydrate binding
Source: RefSeq, a predicted model, not a curated record